Messenger RNA from Schistosoma margrebowiei, 2419 nucleotides. The record is from the annotation of a GenBank genome assembly. Lineage: Eukaryota; Metazoa; Platyhelminthes; Trematoda; Strigeidida; Schistosomatidae.
AAGGAAUCGCGCUAAGUCAAACUUCUACCCCACUCAACCAUUUAAACUAUACAUACAUUAUGGAUCUGGGAGACACUUAUGAAGAAAGUGAUAAGUUAACGAUUAUGCCUCUUGGCGCUGGUCAAGAAGUUGGAAGGUCAUGUAUACUGUUAACAUUUAAAGGGAAGAAAAUAAUUCUGGAUUGUGGUAUACAUCCUGGCUUACGCAACAGAGAAAGCCUGCCAUUCAUUGAUGCAAUCCCGGAUAUCCAAACGACAGACCUUAUUUUGAUUAGUCACUUUCAUCUUGAUCACUGUGGAGGGCUUCCACAUUUGCUUUUAAAGACUGGAGCUAAGUCAAAAUGUUACAUGACACACGCAACGAAAGCUAUUUAUCGUUAUUUGCUUGCUGACUUUGUUCGUGUUAGCAAUUCUGGUGGCCUACCGGAUCAAUUAUUGUACAGUGAUCGAGACAUAGUAGCUAGCUUAGACCAUAUUGAUACCAUAGAUUUUCACCAAGAACUUGAAGUUAACGGGAUAAAGUUUUCUGCCUAUCAUGCUGGACAUGUGUUGGGUGCAGCGAUGUUUCUAAUAGAAAUUGCUGGUGUAAAAAUUUUAUAUACUGGAGAUUUCAGCCGACAAGAAGAUAGACAUUUAAUGUGUGCUGAAAUUCCGCCUAUACGCCCAGACGUUUUGAUAACCGAAGCUACUUAUGGUAUCCAUAUCCAUGACAAACGAGAAGAAAGAGAAGCUAGGUUUACUAGCUUAGUUCACGAUAUUGUCACUCGUGGAGGGCGCUGUUUGAUUCCAGCAUUUGCACUUGGCAGAGCCCAAGAAUUAAUGCUGAUUCUUGAUGAAUAUUGGGACAAUCAUCCAGAACUGCAUGACAUACCUAUUUAUUAUGCCAGUCAGCUCGCACGGAAAUGUAUGGCAGUUUACCAAACGUAUAUUUAUGCUAUGAACGAACGGAUUCGCAACCAGUUAGCAAACAACAAUCCAUUCUGUUUCCGACACAUAUCCAAUUUAAAGAGUAUUGAACAUUUUGAUGAUUCUGGUCCAUGUGUGGUUAUGGCCAGUCCUGGAAUGAUGCAGUCCGGUCUUAGUCGAGAGCUAUUUGAGAAUUGGUGCACAGACAAACGUAAUGGAGUAAUUAUUGCAGGCUAUUGUGUCGAGGGUACUCUGGCGAAACAAAUUUUAUCUCUACCGACUGAAGUACCUACAAUGUCAGGUCAAAUGUUACCGUUGAAAUGUUCAGUAGAUUAUAUUAGUUUCUCUGCUCAUACUGACUAUCAACAGACGAGUGCAUUUAUCAGAGAACUAAAACCAAGCUAUGUCGUAUUAGUACACGGAGAACAAAACGAAAUGUUACGGUUAUGUGGGGCUUUACAAAGGGAGUAUGAGGAUGAUGAAACAUGUAGACUGGAAAUAUUUACACCUAAAAACUGUGUCCCGGUUAACCUACGUUUUCGUGGUGAGAAAGUUGCUAAAAUUUUGGGCAGUCUUGCUCAUAGUGCUCCUAAAGAAGGUCAAACUAUUUCAGGAGUACUUGUAAAGAAAAAUUUCGCAUAUCACAUUUUAACACCUGGCGAAUUACCGACAUACACUGAACUAGCUACAACUGUAGUAAAUCAAGUCAUUUCUAUUCCAUUUACUGGCAGUGCUAAUCUUUUGAAAUUUCAUCUGGCUUUACUUGCUGGUAGUGUGGAAACGGUAUCUCAAAAAUCAGAUAAUGUACAGUAUCGUGUAUUUGAUGCAAUUAAUAUUACUUGGCGACCACAACAGAUAACUAUGGAAGUAAGUUAUAUAUAUAGUCAAAGUGAGUUGCAGUUUGUCAGAGAUUGAAGAUAGACACACUCGGGUUUAUUAAAUAUAGCAGACCAGUUUUAAGAGUAAGAUUCAAUUUAUUAGAUGAAUUAAACUUCGCAUAAUAAGUUGCUUAGAUAUUCUGUACAUAAAUUUUUAUGUUAGUUUUUUGUAAAAAAAAUUACAUAGUAGUACUUCGUUGUUUAAUUAUGACUAUUCAUCUGAUACAUUUCGAUCUUAGUGGCAAUCCAACCCUACAAGUGACAUGUAUGCGGAUGCUGUACAGAAUGUUAUUUUACGUGCUGCUAUGCAGGGAAUGCCUCCUAGAGGCUUACCUCAUCUUAUUGAACCGAGCAAAGAACAAUUUCGAGCUGCCCUCGAAGUAGCACUUCAAGAUGCAUUCGGUAUUGACUGUUUAGAAGAAGAAAUAAUUAAGCCUGAUGCUAAUCAUGUUAUAGUGCAUGUUGAUUCUCAUGUCGCUGAAGUGAAUCUAUGCGAUUUAUCCGUCUCGUGUAAAACCAACCCAAGAUUGGAGCAUAUUCUUCAAGUUAUGGUCAAUCGAUUAAACCACUGUAUUUCAGCUAUGUGAAUAUCACUGUGAAUUAAUUGUUUUGUAAAUUAUAAUCUUUUCCACAGAA